CUUAUAAGGAAGUUUUAUGCAAGUCAUCUGUUCUUGAUAAUGUGAAACAAUGGGUCUUAAAAAUUAAAAUGACGCCUGAAAUCAGUUUAAAAAGUGUGCUAACAAAUAUGAUAGAAGUUGCAAAAAA
Molecule: messenger RNA, 127 nt
Organism: Racocetra persica
Lineage: Eukaryota; Fungi; Glomeromycota; Glomeromycetes; Diversisporales; Gigasporaceae
Source: the annotation of a GenBank genome assembly